ACAGCCCUGAGCAGAGGAAAAAUUUCGGUCCUCCUAAAACCAUAAUCGAACACGUAUAAUAAAAAAACCAAUAACCUUUCGACCGCUCUAUAUUAACUCCUCCCAACAGCCAACCCAAAUUCCCAAAUCACAUAAAAACCCUAAAACUUCCCCACCUGUUUUUACCUAUUCUACUCUCAUAUUUAAAUAAGUCGAAUUACUGCCAAAAUCCAGGGGUUUGCACUUGGGGUUUGGGGCUGGGAUUUUAGAGAAACCAACUCGUUUGAUUCUUUGAAAACAAUUGAGAAAUGGCGACAACGACGGCAUCUACGACGGGACAGGUGAACGCGAAGAGAAAGCCGGUGUUUGUGAAAGUGGAGGAUUUAAAGCCCGGUACGAGUGGGCACACUUUGAUCGUAAAAGUGGUGGAAUCGACCCCAGUCAAGACUUCCCAGAGGCCUAACAGGGACCGUGCUCUCCUAUCCCGACCCGCCCCUCCGGCGCGGAUCGCUGAGAGCGUUGUCGGGGACGAGACUGGCACCAUCAUCUUCACUGCACGCAAUGAACAGGUUGACCUUAUGAAGCAUGGUGCAACUCUGAUUUUACGUAAUGCUAAGAUUGUUAUGUUCAAGCGAACAACAAUGAGGCUAGCAGUUGACAAAUGGGGACGAAUCGAGGUCACUGAACCUGCUAAAUUUGCUGUUAGAGAAGAUAACAAUCUUUCUUUAGUUGAAUAUGAACUUGUUACUGUUUCUGAUCAGGGUAUGAAUUAAGGGCUGUGACUAUGAGUGAAUGGAUAUAUUUUUCAAGGGAGUGAAAGCAACCUUGGGGCUUGAUUCUUGGUUUUGUGUCAUGAACAAUCACUUGAGAUGCUGUUUUUAUUGGUAUGGGACACAUUUCAUUGUUGGUUUUUCUUUUGCCUUAUAUAUACUGUGAUGAUCAGCUUAAA
Durio zibethinus is the source of this 928-nucleotide messenger RNA. RefSeq lists its product as uncharacterized. The record is from RefSeq and is a predicted model, not a curated record. NCBI's taxonomy places the organism in Eukaryota, Viridiplantae, Streptophyta, Magnoliopsida, Malvales, Malvaceae.